Messenger RNA from Penicillium daleae, 2058 nucleotides. RefSeq lists its product as uncharacterized. The coding region runs from base 1 to 2058 and encodes 685 amino acids. NCBI's taxonomy places the organism in Eukaryota, Fungi, Ascomycota, Eurotiomycetes, Eurotiales, Aspergillaceae. The record is from RefSeq and is a predicted model, not a curated record. The transcript has a single exon.
AUGCUGGCUCCGGCUGGCUGCGCUCCGGGCAUGAAUAUGAACGUCAACGUCAACGCCCUGUCGCAGGCGCUACCACCCUUACUCAAGCGCAAACGCUCCGAUUCCUCCGCGACCGACGCUCCCGCCUCGACCAAGCCGCGCUCUGAACCGUCCGUCGCGGCGUCGACAUUGCCUACACCGACGACGACCGUGACUACGCCUGCUUCGGAACCAGUGUCAGCGCCCAUCGCCCCAUCACCAUCGGUCACGAUAGCGCGCGAGCCGGCGCUGGCGCCGGCCGUGCGUGCGCGUCCAGAUGUGAAUCGCCUGCGCGAGACCAUCACUGCCCAGCUCAGUCUCGAGGUCCUCCUCAAGCACAACGAGCUGCGCCUGAUCGACCAGGAGAUUGCCAAGUGUCAGGUUGCGCUGGAACAGUUGCGACGCUGUGCUGAGAUCCCCUACCCGGGGUCUGCAGUCUCUGGUGUAUCGGCCGAUGUGAGCGCUGGCACGGGUGCCUCGGUGCUGCUGCCUGGAAAUGGCCCAGCACCGAUCUCGCCCGCGCCUUGGGGUGUCACGGAGGGUCCAUACUCGCGACACUACGCGCGAUGGCUUCUUCCGGACCCCCGGUUCGAUGGCGGUGAGGUCGAGACGGGAUCGCUGGCGGUUCGCGAAGGCUUCAUGGUGCCGGAGGGCCGGUCCACCCGUGGGAAUCCAAUGGACUUUAGCUCACUAGCGGGUAAGACUCGGCCGUCGCGUGGGACUCCUCAAGCCAAAUUCCAGUCGCUAUCGUCCGGGUAUCCUGUUCCCAAGGAGAAGCCUGGACCGAUGAUCAUCCGGCGCAAGUCGGAUCAGGUUUUGGUUAAGCUGGUUUGUCUAGACUGUCGUCGGGAUAACUUCUCGAGCACCCAGGGGUUCAUCAAUCACUGCCGUAUUGCGCACAACCGGAACUUUGCCAGUCAUGACGCUGCUGCGAUGGCCUCAGGAGAGCCAGUCGAAGUUGAUGAUGCUGGCACCAUUGUUGGUGGUGGCACUGGUCCUCGCAGCGAGCCGACCAGCAGUGUUCAGGCACCUGGCUUUGUGCAUCCGCUCAUUCGCUCUGCUCAACUGCCUACUCCUUCGAAAGAGUCUGUUACUCCUCAGAAGCCCCUGUCAGUCAAUGUGCCUGCCGCAGUCGCCACCCCGCCUGCUACUGUCCAGCCAAAGGCCGAGUCCCGUCGCCAGUCUGAGCCUGUCAAUUCUACCAAGAACCCAUCGUUCCUCGCUUCUCCAGCAACGCCGCAUCUAUCUGCGCUCAUGCGUGAUCGUGGCCUUGGGCUGAACUUGGACAAGCUCGUGGCAGAGGCCAAGACGCCUGUAGACCUCAGUGCUCUCUCUGACGAUGACUCGGACGCCGACGAAUCGGAACAUCCGUCCACAGCAACCAGCCAGGCAGCAUCUCAACAGGGUACCCCCGUUGUUCGUCAUCCCAUGCGCAUCCCGACCGCGCAAGCUUCCCAGCGAGCGGAAAGUCGCAAGGGCAUCGACAGAGGCCCUCACGACCUCCCAGACAUGACUCCUUCCCGUCCGCCUUACCAGCAGUCCUUCCUCGACCUUUCCUCACUUCCCAGUGGGCCUCAUCCGGCACUGACCGAUGCGUCUCGCGAAAGUGACAGCCUCCUCGACCACUCGGCCAACCUCAGCCCGAAUGCACUGGAAUCCAACCAGGCGCCUAGCCUGGUCAGCGAUGACGAGGACGACUACGAAGCGGCCUCGGACUCGGACAGCCCGAGUUCCUCCGAGGCUGACGAGGAGGAGCAGGAAUUCCGACACAUUGAAGUCGAGGACGACGAGCGGGCUGGUGCUCCCUCUGCUACUACCACCGAGCCCAAGCCUGGCCCGUCGCUGACGAACCCUGGUCCCCAGGCUGCCCCUACGCUCUCUAAGCCGCUGAAGCAAAACCGCUCCAAGAAGAUGUCCAUGGUACCCGGAUUCGGUGACCGUAGACGCGACGACGAGCAAGUGAACUUUGUGCAUCCCAACACCGAGGAAGCCAAGCUGAAGCGCGCGAACGGGCAAAAGCCUCCGCAGUCGAACCAGUGA